This is a messenger RNA of Phalaenopsis equestris, 2009 nucleotides long. Its product is annotated as transcriptional corepressor LEUNIG-like. Gene Ontology annotation, molecular function: protein binding. Bases 348 to 2009 code for a protein of 553 amino acids. The record is from RefSeq and is a predicted model, not a curated record. Gene Ontology annotation, cellular component: nucleus. The transcript has 12 exons. Lineage: Eukaryota; Viridiplantae; Streptophyta; Magnoliopsida; Asparagales; Orchidaceae.
UUUGCUUCCUUUCUAUUUCGUUUUCGUCUCAUUCCCUUUUAAUCUCCCUUUCUCUCGCUCUCUUCCUCUCUCCCUCUUCUUGUCUCCAUCUCCGUCUCUGCUCCUUUGCGUUAUUUAAAGGAGUUUGGACUUCGGAGAUUGUUUCGGGUUUCCGACGAUGGUUAUUAGGCGAUUUGCGAGGGGCUAUAUGGUGGCGGGAGGAGGAUGUUGAUGCUGUUCGCAUAAUUUGAUUUGAGUGGGUAAGUUAGGGAUUUGGCAGUGUGUUGUUUUUGGCCGGCUGAAGAAGCGGAAGGAGGAAGAAGUGGGAUAAAGAAAAUUUGGUUUUUUCUGUUGCCUUGGGAGGAAUCAUGUCGCAGACCAAUUGGGAAGCUGAUAAAAUGUUGGACGUGUAUAUUUAUGAUUAUUUGGUGAAGAGGAACUUGCAAGCCUCCGCAAAAGCUUUUCAAGCUGAAGGGAAGGUCUCUUCGGAUCCUGUUGCAAUUGAUGCCCCUGGUGGCUUUCUUUUUGAAUGGUGGUCGGUAUUUUGGGAUAUUUUCAUUGCGAGGACGAAUGAGAAGCAUUCUGAUGUUGCUGCAUCAUAUAUUGAAACUCAGUUAAUGAAAGCUCGGGAGCAACAACAACAACAACAACUACCACAACAGUCUCUACCAACACAACAACAACAGCAACAACAACAAGUUCAAAUGCAACAACUCUUGUUGCAGAGACAUGCUCAACAACAACAACAGCAACAACAGCAACAACAACAACAGCAACAACAACAACAGCAGCAACAACAACAACAAAGAAGAGAGGGAGCCCAUCUUCUAAAUGGUUCCGCAAAUGGCAUUGUUGGUUGUGAUCCUUUAAUGCGGCAAAAUACUCCCACUGCAAAUGCAUUAGCUACAAAGCUGUAUGAAGAGCGAUUGAAAAUACCUUUGCAUAGGGAUUCCCUUGAUGAUGGAUCAGUGAAGCAGAGAUUUGGAGAGAAUGUUGGCCAGCUUUUGGAUGCUAGCCAAGCUUCAAUGCUCAAGUCAACUGUUAAUUCAGGGCAAGCUUCAGGGCAAAUUCUGCAGGGUUCUGCUAGUGCUAUCUCUGGGGCCUUACAGCAGGUGCAGGCUAGGAACCAACAACAACCUGGAGGAAUGCAGGAUAUCAAGUCUGAGAUGAAUCCAGUAUUGACUCCCAGAGUUGCUGUUCCUGACGGAUCAUUAAAUGGAGUGCCCGGAUCAAAUCAGGGUGGGAAUAAUUUAACUCUGAAAGGAUGGCCUCUGACUGGUUUUGAUCAACUUCGACCAGGAAUAUUUCAGCAGAAGUCAUUUAUGCAAUCUCCCCAAACAUUUCAUCAGCUCCACUUUCUUAGUCCCCAGCAACAGCAGCUCUUGCUUCAAGCACAGCCAAAUCUUACAUCGACAUCGGCUGCCGACAUUGAUAGCAGAAGGCUAAGGAUGAUGAUUAGUAACAGGAACAUGGGGCUUGGAAAGGAUAGUCUGGAGAGCUCUAUUAGUGAUGCAAUUCCAAAUGUGGGAUCUCCAAUACUUACAGGAGGUCCUGUUUUACCGCGUGCAGAUACAGACAUGUUGAUUAAGAUUCUUUCUUCUGUUUUAACAUUCAAUGAAGAACCUGAAGAUUCACCACUCGCUAGAUGCUGUCAAGGAAGUUCCCUUGUUUCAACAUUUGCAGGAACCCAAGUUGGUGCUGACUCUGGUUCUAACAGAAUGUAUGAUUAUGCGUCUGACGGGACGUAUGGCUUUGUACCCCUCGGAACAUAUGGCUCUGCAUCCAUUGAGACAUAUGUCUCUUCCUCUAUCAAAGGAGCGUCUGGCAAACUUUCAUUAUCAGCAGCGACCAAGCCCCCAGUUGGCGUAGCUAUCAUGGAUGGUAGACAGCUGGGCCCCUCCAUUGGGUCCUGUUGUACCAUCUCGUUCUUUCGUUUCAGUGAUGCACUGUCUUUGGUGGUCAACCUUAGCAGUGAGGACAUCCCUUUCUUUUCCCGUCAACUGAAGAUACUCAUUAAAGGCCCCACGUAA